CAGCCCUCGUUAUUCUUCCCAUCACGUUUCCUCGUGCUGUUGUGUUUGUGAUUCCAUUGCCGGGUUGUCAGGAUGUCCAACAUCACCAGAACCGCCAACCUUCUGCUGCGCACCAGCCGGUCCUCGCUGCUCCGGCCGCGUGCUGCUAACCCGGUCCACCAUGUUUUCACCAAGGACCGACUGGUCGCCCGUGGAAUGGCAACCGCCUUCGAGCGUACCAAGCCUCACGUUAACAUUGGUACCAUUGGUCACGUCGACCACGGAAAGACUACCUUGACCGCCGCUAUUACCAAGUACCAGGCCUCGAAGGGUCUUGCCAACUUCCUCGAGUAUGGUGCCAUUGACAAGGCCCCUGAGGAGCGCAAGCGUGGUAUCACCAUCUCCACCGCUCACAUCGAGUUCUCGACCAACGACCGUCACUAUGCCCACGUCGACUGCCCCGGUCACGCCGAUUACAUUAAGAACAUGAUUACUGGUGCUGCCAACAUGGAUGGUGCCAUUGUUGUCGUUGCUGCUUCGGAUGGUCAGAUGCCUCAGACCCGUGAGCACUUGCUGCUUGCCCGUCAGGUCGGUGUUCAGAAGAUCGUCGUGUUCGUUAACAAGGUCGACGCCGUCGAGGACCCCGAGAUGUUGGAGCUCGUCGAGCUGGAGAUGCGUGAGCUUCUCAGCGGCUACGGAUUCGAGGGUGAAGAGACCCCCAUCAUCUUCGGAUCUGCCCUCUGUGCUCUCGAGGGCCGCCGUCCUGAAAUUGGUACCGAGCGGAUCGACCAGCUUCUCGAUUCUGUUGACACCUGGAUCCCCACUCCUCAGCGUGACCUUGACAAGCCUUUCUUGAUGUCCGUCGAGGAAGUCUUCUCUAUUCCCGGUCGUGGUACUGUCGCCUCUGGCCGUGUCGAGCGUGGUCAGCUGAAGCGUGACCAGGAAGUCGAGAUCGUCGGUGCAUCUGCCACCCCCAUCAAGACCAAGGUCACCGACAUUGAGACCUUCAAGAAGACCUGCAACGAGUCCCGUGCUGGUGACAACUCUGGUCUCCUUCUCCGUGGUAUCCGCCGUGAGGAUGUCCGCCGUGGUAUGGUCAUUGCCGCUCCCGCUAGCACCAAGGCCAACGACAAGUUCUUGGUCUCCAUGUAUGUCCUGACCGAGGCCGAGGGUGGCCGUCGUACUGGAUUCGGCGCCAACUACCGUCCCCAGCUCUUCCUCCGUACUGCCGACGAGGCUGCCGACCUGAGCUUCCCCGGUGAGGACCAGUCCGGGCGAGUCAUGCCUGGUGACAACGUCGAGAUGGUCCUUAAGACUCACCGUCCCGUUGCUGCUGAGGCUGGUCAGCGCUUCAACAUCCGUGAGGGUGGCCGCACUGUUGCCACUGGUCUGAUCACCCGUAUCGUGGAGAAAUAAACAGCCACGCCGUGAUACCUUGGAGUUGGCUGGUCUUUCUUUUUAUUACGAUUAAAAAUAUACCUCCGUUUUUCAGUUUGUUGACGCCUUCUUGCAACGCGGGAAUCCGGGGGAGCGUGAUGCACCGGAGUUCAGUGAAUUAUGUCCAUG
Molecule: messenger RNA, 1545 nt
Organism: Aspergillus glaucus CBS 516.65
Lineage: Eukaryota; Fungi; Ascomycota; Eurotiomycetes; Eurotiales; Aspergillaceae
Product: translation elongation factor Tu
Exons: 5
Coding region: 73-1395 (440 amino acids)
Biological process (GO): mitochondrial translational elongation
Cellular component (GO): mitochondrion
Molecular function (GO): GTP binding; translation elongation factor activity; GTPase activity
Source: RefSeq, a predicted model, not a curated record